Messenger RNA from Ficedula albicollis (Collared flycatcher), 1852 nucleotides. RefSeq names its product eukaryotic translation elongation factor 1 alpha 2 (gene EEF1A2). The record is from RefSeq and is a predicted model, not a curated record. NCBI's taxonomy places the organism in Eukaryota, Metazoa, Chordata, Aves, Passeriformes, Muscicapidae. Gene Ontology annotation, molecular function: translation elongation factor activity; GTPase activity; GTP binding. Bases 239 to 1630 code for a protein of 463 amino acids. Gene Ontology annotation, biological process: translational elongation; translation. The transcript has 8 exons.
CAUCGAUGACGCAGCCCUGGGAAAUGGGGGUCUCCGAGAGGGCGGUGGAGGGCAAGAUGCCGAAAACCACGGCAUCUUGCUGAGACUUGGAGGCUGGACGAGGCAGCCCGAAAUAGCCCGGCUGGGCUGGCUCUGACCCAGCGCGGACAGAGCUGCCAGACGGGCCGGGCACCCCCGGCCUCCCCCAAAAGGCAGCAGCGUUCCCACCGGCCCGGCCAGCCCCGCGUAGCCCAGCAGCAUGGGGAAGGAGAAGACGCACAUCAACAUCGUGGUCAUCGGGCAUGUGGACUCUGGGAAAUCCACCACCACCGGGCACCUCAUCUACAAAUGCGGGGGCAUCGACAAACGGACCAUUGAGAAAUUCGAGAAGGAGGCUGCCGAGAUGGGGAAGGGGUCCUUCAAAUAUGCCUGGGUGCUGGACAAGCUGAAGGCUGAGCGUGAGCGUGGCAUCACCAUCGACAUCUCGCUGUGGAAGUUUGAGACCACCAAGUACUACAUCACCAUCAUCGACGCCCCUGGCCACAGGGACUUCAUCAAGAACAUGAUCACUGGGACCUCCCAGGCUGACUGCGCUGUGCUGAUCGUGGCUGCCGGCGUGGGCGAGUUCGAAGCCGGCAUCUCCAAGAACGGGCAGACCCGCGAGCACGCCCUGCUGGCCUACACCCUGGGCGUGAAGCAGCUCAUCGUGGGCAUCAACAAGAUGGAUUCCACAGAGCCGCCCUACAGCGAGAAGCGCUACGACGAGAUCGUCAAGGAGGUCAGCGCCUACAUCAAGAAGAUCGGCUACAACCCCGCCACAGUUCCCUUCGUGCCCAUCUCGGGCUGGCACGGGGACAACAUGCUGGAGCCCUCUCCCAAUAUGCCUUGGUUCAAAGGCUGGAAGGUGGAGCGCAAGGAAGGCAACGCCAGCGGGGUGUCCCUGCUGGAGGCCCUGGACACCAUCCUGCCCCCCACCCGCCCCACAGACAAACCCCUGCGCCUGCCCCUCCAGGACGUCUACAAGAUUGGAGGGAUUGGCACCGUCCCCGUGGGCCGAGUGGAGACCGGAAUCCUGCGGCCCGGCAUGGUGGUCACCUUCGCCCCUGUGAACAUCACCACCGAGGUGAAAUCCGUGGAGAUGCACCACGAGGCGCUGAGCGAGGCCCUGCCCGGCGACAACGUCGGCUUCAACGUGAAGAACGUCUCGGUGAAGGACAUCCGCCGCGGGAACGUCUGCGGGGACAGCAAGUCGGACCCGCCGCAGGAGGCGGCGCAGUUCACGUCUCAGGUGAUCAUCCUGAACCACCCUGGCCAGAUCAGCGCCGGCUACUCGCCCGUCAUCGACUGCCACACCGCGCACAUCGCCUGCAAGUUCGCCGAGCUGAAGGAGAAGAUCGACCGGCGCUCCGGCAAGAAGCUGGAGGACAACCCCAAGUCCCUGAAGUCGGGUGAUGCAGCCAUCGUGGAGAUGAUCCCUGGCAAGCCCAUGUGUGUGGAGAGCUUCUCCCAGUACCCACCCCUUGGCCGCUUCGCUGUCCGUGACAUGCGGCAGACCGUGGCCGUGGGCGUCAUCAAGAACGUGGAGAAGAAGAGUGGUGGGGCUGGGAAAGUCACCAAGUCUGCCCAGAAGGCCCAGAAGGCUGGCAAAUGAAUCGUGGGCUCCCAGUGCAUCGCGCAGAAACCAUCCCUGACACCAGGACGCUGCCGCCGUCUCCCCCGGGCGCACGUGUGCACAUCAGCUUGUAAGAGUUUAUAUGUCAACGACUGGAUGCUCACCAUUAAGGUCCAGUGGAAAUUCUUUAAAAGGAAAAGCAUGUUCCAGCGUUUGUGAGGCUUCAUGUUAAUUUUACCAAUAAAACUGGUACAACAUCCA